GGUGUGCAGGCUGCAGAGAGGUGCAUGCGGCAUGCAUGCCAUGCAUGGCACACACAGCAUGCAGAGAAACGAGUGAACAAUGUGGCUGCUGCGGAUCUCCGAAGGAUGACAAGACAAAAGCGUUCAGAAUGUCUUAUAAAAAUUUCGAAAACCAAGGAGCUACCAUUACCGCAUGUUGUUGAACGGACAAGUCAUACCUACUUGUCUUGUAGUAGUGCUGUUUUUGUCUGAAGGACUUGUGUCCGCGAAAACAUGGACAAGUCUUCCGCCCUAGUAUUUUUGACCCGGCUGACAGUGUUGUUAUCAUUCGGGGCGAAUGUGCGUGGUUCCCCCGUGUAUUCGUUUGUAAACAGUGAUGAUGGAGCCGGAGACAACUCGACCCUCGUUGGGAAGCAAGAGUUGCAUGGAGUCGGGAACACUUCUGCCGUCCAUUUACAGUUAAUCCAGUGUACAGAUUACCAUGGGCUCAACGCAUCUCUACAGUGUGAGUUUAUCCGAGCCACCAACGACUGUCGCAUUGAUGAUGGAUUCAUUAACUAUCUGGAAUUUUCUCACUGUGCUUUCCCACAUCAGCUUUUACCGCUUGCGCUUUUCAUUCUGUUUGUCUGGCUGAUUUUCCUGUUUGUUUCAUUGGGAAUAACUGCAGAAGAUUUUUUCUGUCCUGCGCUGACUGCUAUCUCUAAGUCUAUGAAGUUGAGCCAGAACAUAGUCGGUGUUACAUUCCUUGCGUUCGGUAACGGAGCCCCUGAUAUCUUCAGUGCAGUUGCAGCCAUCACUAAUGCCAAGAAUGGAGAUGCUGGUCUUGCUAUUGGUGCUUUGUUUGGUGCUGGUGUCUUUGUCACCACAGUGGUCACAGGCUCCGUCUCUAUAGCCAGGCCCUUUGAACUAGCUCAGAGACCGUUUUUAAGAGAUGCAAUUUUCUACGUUGGUGCAGCCUUUUGGACUUUUUAUAUUUUGUACACGGGAGAAAUAUGGACUGCAGAAGCUGUAGGAUUUAUCCUGCUCUACGUUGGUUAUGUUUUAGUCGUUCUGAUUGGUCGGAAAUUGUACCAAACAAAGUUGAAACCUAAAGUAGUACGCCUCAGGCCGACUGUCUCCAUUGGGACUAACCAGGAUUUUUCUGAAAAUGAAGGAUAUUCAUCUUCGCCAGAAACAGAUGGUUUUGGGUACGGAGCUAUCUCGCAGUAUGUUGGUGACAGAUAUAAACCUCAAGACACUACAAAGGUGCCACAUCAUCCCACAGGCAUUUCAGAGGCGUUGUUAGACACUGAACAAGUCGUCUGCGCAUCACUUCUGGGAGAGCAGAAUACAGCCAUUGCUGGACAGAAUGGUCUUCCAGAUUUUACCAGGCAGUACCGUCCAAGUGAUGAAAGCAGUGGUAAUCAACCUUUAUUAGACGGAGAUAGUGAUGAGGGAAGUGAGACUGGUUGUGCAUGGAAGUGUCUGGUAGGCUUCUGGGAUGAGGUCAAUUGCCUACUACGAGGCAUCAACCCCAUUGGUGUUGAAGACUGGAAAGAUAAAUCUGUUGUCGGCAAAAUUUAUGAAAUAUUCAAGUCUCCGCUCCAGCUGUUACUUCAAUUGACAGUCCCGAUUGUGGACCACACUGAAGACAAGCACGGUUGGAAUAGACUCCUCAACUGUCUGCAACUUAUCAUUGAUCCACUGUUUUGUUUACUUGUUACAAAGAAUAUAUCCAGGGUGCUGAUAGGUAACUUCUACUUAUGGCAGCUCUUGUUGGGCGUAGGAUUUAUUUUGGCACUAAUUGUCUUCCUGACUUCCAAGGCUGACCGGCAGCCCAUUUACCACUGUGUAUUUGCAUAUGUUGGAUUUAUUGUGUCAGUGCUUUGGAUCUACUCCACAGCUAAUGAGAUUGUUAAUCUCUUACAGAUGUAUGGCUCUGUUUUUCACCUGAGUAAUGCAGUUCUAGGUUUGACGUUAUUAGCUUGGGGUAACAGUAUAGGAGAUUUAGUCUCUGACGUGACAGUGGCCAAGCAGGGAUACCCCAGAAUGGCUGUCGCUGCAUGCUUCGGUGGACCCCUCUUCAAUAUGCUUUUAGGUAUCGGGAUCUCAUGUACUAUAGCAUGCAUCAAAAAUGGUGGUACCUUCCAUCUAAGUACGAACACACUUCAGUUUGUCCUGUCUGGAGGUCUGGCUGCCAGCCUCUUCUUCUCCUUGUUCUUCAUGGUGGCAACCCGGUUCCAUGCUAGUCGAGUAUAUGGGAUCUGUCUGUAUGUUUUGUACUUCGUCUUUCUUGCGGUCGCUAUUCUCACUGAGACAAGGGUCAUCAAAUGGUGAUACACAAAGGUACAAUUAUAACUAAAUGUUUUAUUUUUUUGAUGAACACAAAUUUAUAUUUUUUGGAAAUUUUAUAAUGGUUUGUUUCUUAUUUGAUGACAGCUUUUAGUGGUUGUUAAAACCACUGGACUAUAUUGGUAAUUACUCAAAGUAAUUGCUAGCAUAAAACAUUGUGAGAAACAAUGUAUAUAAAAUGUACUCUUCGAAAAAGAGGUAUUUUAUCACUCAAAUAUAAAAAGACUUCAGGCUUGAAGCCUUUUCUGAAAGCAUUAUUAAUACUGUUUUUUGGACAAUUACUACAGGUGUCCAUUGCCUUUAGCACUGUUGGUUAUCAAUUGAUGUUGAUGGAAAACAACUCCCCAAAGCAAGAGAGAAUUGUACUCUUGUCAGUUUGAAAUGUUGAUGUUGCAUAGCAAUGCAAUUGUCACAUGUGUUCGUAUGGGCUCCAGUUUUAAAUUAUCACAUUGCGUACUUUGGUACUUUGUUACUAUGCUUUUGCAUUAAGAGACAAUAGUAAAUGUUUAACUUAUAUGAAUUUAUUCUAUUUUCCCAGUGAAGUAGUGCAUUUAAAAUCAAGUGUGUAACGAACAUUGUCUAUUUUUUAUAUGGGCAGCAAUUAAAUGUAUUUGAUUCAUAUAUCUUUUAUAUUAGAUUGUAUAUAUAACAGUAACUAUUCUAUCGCAAAAUGCUGUGUAUUCAAAAAUGCAUUCCUAACUCAAAAUGAGGUUGAUGUAAAUUUAAAUUUUGAACAAUGUAUUAUUGACAAACUAUUUUUGAUAAAGAUUAAUCACUACUAUUUCUAUUUUAAGUUUAUGUUUUUAAUUCUUUUCAGUUUUUUUUUAAUGGUAAUCGCAAUUCUUGUCAGUCUCUUUUAAUAGUAAUCGCAAUAUGUUUAAUAUAUUGAUUCUCGUGUACAAUCUGAUUGGCAAGCCAUGCCUAGUUCACACAAGCUGGCUCCACCUAUUACAAAUUGGCGACUAUCAUAAAGCCUGGUUCAUACUUCCUGCGAAUGCGAAUGCGAUACAAAUGUUGACGCCACAAAUUCGCAACGAAUAAUUCACCGGAGCCUUGCUCAACUCUCUUACGAAAAUGGCAACGAAGGCAGAGUUGUGAUGUCCAAUUCAUGUCAUUUUCGCAUCGCAUUCGCAUUCGCAGGAUGUAUGAACUGGGCUUUACGGCAAAGCUCCAUUAAAGAAAGUUGUUAGAACAAAAACAUCCUUUUCAUCUGACAACUAACACCUGUUAUCUCGAUGCAUUUCCUUUAAUUCCUAACAGUGAAUUUACAGUGGGUCUGCUGACUGCCUUAGGCAAAUUAACUGCUUAUUCAUUAAGUUUAAUGAACCUGUUGAAAUGAUAAUACAUUAAUGCAAAUGCUGGC
Molecule: messenger RNA, 3673 nt
Organism: Asterias rubens (European starfish)
Lineage: Eukaryota; Metazoa; Echinodermata; Asteroidea; Forcipulatida; Asteriidae
Product: mitochondrial sodium/calcium exchanger protein-like
Exons: 17
Coding region: 253-2295 (680 amino acids)
Biological process (GO): intracellular calcium ion homeostasis; monoatomic cation transport; transmembrane transport
Cellular component (GO): membrane
Molecular function (GO): calcium:sodium antiporter activity
Source: RefSeq, a predicted model, not a curated record